Pseudocercospora fijiensis CIRAD86 is the source of this 1899-nucleotide messenger RNA. RefSeq lists its product as uncharacterized. The annotation marks the transcript as partial. The transcript is spliced from 7 exons. The record is from RefSeq and is a predicted model, not a curated record. NCBI's taxonomy places the organism in Eukaryota, Fungi, Ascomycota, Dothideomycetes, Mycosphaerellales, Mycosphaerellaceae.
ACGCCCUCCAUUCGCAUCGAACACCAACGCUUUCACAGCCCACCCCGCUAUCCGCCAGCCGCAGCGCCAAUGGCCAUACCACGGACACACCAGGCUCCUCCACCGCCACUGCCUCCGCCUGCCUUUAUCCCACAUCUCGCCGCAGGCCAGCACGACCCAGGCUGGCAAUGGGGUAACGAUCCGAAUGGCUCAGACUUCGGACGGCCCGCGUCUGUGAAAGCUGGGAGCAGUCUGCUUGGUGGAGCAUGCCCUCCCUACUACUGCAAUGGAGGUGUUGACAGUCUGCGGCGAGGGAGCUCGGUUUCGACUGUGACGCUGACCCGCGACCACGACAUGGCCGAGGCGGGGAGUUUGACCCCAAGCGAUGAGGACGGCAGCUUGUCGAGGCCACCUUCCAACUACAGGUAUGUUGCAACAUUUCACCUUGAGCAACGCACGUUGGAAGCAUCUUCAAAUACGUACGACAAGCAGCUCUUGAGUCGCAUUGGAGGUCCCAGCAAUGGCCCACCAACGCCCAAGCGGACGUCUGUUUCAUCAUACACUGGAAGCCUGCAAGACACCGCACAGCUUGCACAGGCAGAGAGCGAGCGGCGAAGCAGUCAAUUGCGGCCACUUUCGAUGCCUGAGAGACGACAGGUAUUUAGUGGCUUCUGGUCAGAGCACGGUCCACCAGCACCGCACUCGCAAAGUCAGACACGGCACAGCAGUCUGACCUUUGAUGAUAGCAUCUCACAGCGAGGGAGCUAUGAUCAGUCCAUGUACGUCCACGAAGACUCCAUGGAAGACGGUCCCAUGAGCAAUCUCAACAUACAUGACCGACACGACCGGAGUCCUGGCUCUCACACAUCGGACGAAUACGCGAGAGCUGGAACCAAACGAAGAGCUUCUUCACCGCCACGCGAUCACGCACGGGACGAGCAGCGCUCAUCUGUCAGCAGCGCAUCAACAGGCUACAGUGAAAUCUGCCACCGGCGGUCGAUUCAGCAACUUCCACGGGGUUCGCCCGUGUCUCGAUUCCAUCCAAACCACUCUUCGCUCUCCUCAGCCUCGUCCUAUGUUCCGCGACAUGGAUCACUAGGAUCAUCACUUGGCGUGGCCAGCAUACCAAGCAGUGCCACAAGCUAUGGAUCAGGGCGGCUCUCUCCGGGCGCCUUGUCGCCUGCACCCGACCCUGAGGGUAGGAUAUGUGUGCCAUAUGGAAGCAACAAGGCGUUGAGCCCCAAUCCUGCCGUGGCUCAUCCUUCUCAUCAAAGAACAUUGUCGGAGAGCACUCAGGGCGGCCAGCAAAGAAGCCCUGUCGAGAGCGCUGUUCAUUCUCGAAAUGGCUCCGUUACUCACCUGCAAGGCACCUAUAUCUGCGAAUGCUGUCCGAAGAAGCCAAAGAAGUUUGAUACUGAGGAAGAGCUGAGACUACACGAGUCGGAGAAACAAUACACCUGCGCUUAUUGUCCAAAUCGCUUCAAAAACAAGAACGAGGCCGAACGACACCAGAACUCCCUCCACCUUCGAAGGCAUAGCUGGUCCUGCGCUGCACUUGCUGGCGUUGAAGCUGCAUAUCAUGCCUCCACAAACGGUAACGGUCGAGAUGUGUGUGGCUAUUGCGGCGACGAGUUUCCGAAUCCACCGCAGUGGGAUAUGCGUGCCGAGCAUCUCAACCAUGUCCACAAGUUUGGCGAAUGCAAUCAGGCUAAGAAGUUCUUUCGGGCCGAUCACUUUCGCCAACACCUAAAACACAGUCACCAAGGCACAUCGGGCAAAUGGACCAACGUGCUGGAGGUGGCGUGUAUGAAGGACGAGCCACUUCCUGAGAAACGCGUGGUGACCCAAGGCAGUCAAGCUCCCCUGCCAGCGCUGAUGGUCUCCACCUCUGGUCUUUCAAGCUCACAGCAUUCACAAUCA